Messenger RNA from Mytilus trossulus (common blue mussel), 690 nucleotides. Its product is annotated as layilin-like. NCBI's taxonomy places the organism in Eukaryota, Metazoa, Mollusca, Bivalvia, Mytilida, Mytilidae. Bases 1 to 690 code for a protein of 229 amino acids. The transcript has 5 exons. The record is from RefSeq and is a predicted model, not a curated record.
AUGCAGCUUCAAAAAUCUCUACUUAUUUCAUUUGUGCUUUUUAUCAACGGAGUAACUAGUAGUCUUCUAGCAUUUACCAAUGUUUUAUUGAAACGUAACGAAGCACAGCAUUGUUGUCACAAACAUGGAAUGACACUGAUGGCAAUAAAGAAUGAAAAGGAACAAAAGUGGAUGGAGGAGAAAUUCCUGCCAGUUUUAGGCGAAUCUGGAACAUUUUGGAUUGGUGUAUUCAGUGAUGACACUACAACAGAUGUAUACGAUGCUAGUAAACAGGUAUAUACAUGGUCAAACUGGUACGAGCCUUCUCUAUCGUCAGAGAACAAUGGCACUGAUGGGUCUGUUCAAUUUAACUCAACAGUAUGUGUCACAGGCGAUUUGAGUCAGUCCCUCAAAUGGGUGGUAACAAACUGCGACGAGCGUCAUCCAUAUGUCUGUCAAACCUUCGACGAAGCUGUAACAGAAGCUGUUGAUGUGGGAGACCACAAUCACGUGUCCUGCCCGGAAGUACUGAAGUACAGAUCUAACAAUUUAUUGAGAGAUGGCAAUGUGAAAAGGAAUGGUUCUAUCUGGAACGAAUGGGAUGUUUAUAAAGGAGGACAAAGUCUACGCUCUGACACAACGUUUAGACGCACAGGAAGUGACGACAUUCCAGGACUGUAUAGUUUUGUGUACAACCCAUGCUCAAUGUAA